Lotus japonicus is the source of this 1716-nucleotide messenger RNA. RefSeq lists its product as uncharacterized. The transcript has 2 exons. Bases 204 to 1382 code for a protein of 392 amino acids. NCBI's taxonomy places the organism in Eukaryota, Viridiplantae, Streptophyta, Magnoliopsida, Fabales, Fabaceae. The record is from RefSeq and is a predicted model, not a curated record.
UUUUAGUUUUUUCCGUUUGUACUAGUAAACCCUACCCGGUUCACUCAAAUUUGAGAAACAAAGACAAAACCCUACUACUCUCCAUUUGUCAUUCACCCUACUCGCUGUCCGCCGUCUGCCGUCGUUCUCCCUUCGCGCCGCCACACAUCCCCACAUCAGCCGCCGUCGUUCGCCCUUCGCGCCGAUAUCCUGCAACUUCAAUCAUGACGCUACUGGAUGUCAUUAAGGAUGCUUCAGUCAAUUCAAAAUCUCUUGAUUUACCUUCAGACUACCCAAUUGUUCUGAACCCAGAUAGUAUUAUACCUAAUUUGAAGUCUGAACUUAAAGACAAAUCUUCCUCAUCCCUCAUAAAACCCCUUACUGGAUGGCAAGUUUCACAAACUGAUGCUGAAAUCAUUGAGAUUAGCAAAAAGUUCUUUACACAGCUCAAGAACCCUAAAGAUUUGAAAAAGGGUGAGUUUACUGGUAGUUUGAAUUCCUAUCUAGAAAACAUCAGGGACAAAGUAGGGGUUUCGGUUGAGAAUGAUUCAUCUAGUAGUGGUUAUAUAAGGAUUUUGAUUGACAAACUUGGAUCUUUUAUUGGUAAAGAUGUAGCUGGCCUGGUUUUGGAUGGGUGUGUUUCUUUGGAGAUUUGGGAAGUAGUUGAGGCUUUGAUUGUGAAUGGUCUUAUUGAGCAUUCUUGUUAUUCAAAACUGGUUGCCUCUUUAGUAGAAUUAAAGAGGUCUGACUUGCUCUGUUUAUGUAUUAAGCAUGCUUUUGAUCUGGGUUCAUCAGAGAUACUCAACAUUUUAAGGUAUUUUCUUUCUCCUUCCAAAGAUGCCUAUAACACUAUGGUAACUGUGAAGAAGGACUGGGAGAACCAAGCGCUGUUAGCCAUUGAGAAAGCAGGUGAUAGCAACCUCAAGCGGAAGAAUCUGCUUCUGGCAAAGGAAGCUUCCAUUUUGCUUAUGAUAUCAUAUGAUGGAUUCUCUGCAGCUGAGCUUUGUUUGCAUUAUCUGAUUUCAUCAUCCAAUGUCAAGGACGUGAUAUACCUUUUAUUCAGCAAGUUGAAUGGAAAAGAGUUGAUAAAUUUGAUUCGCUACUUAGGAAAGUGGUUGAAGAAAUAUGAGAGGUUUCCUCAAGCUGUUCCAUGUCCCAAAGCCUCAUCAGUUUUGGGUUUGAAGGCUUGCGAAUGGGUUCCCAAACUUGAAGAUGUCAUAAAAUGUCUCGGUCUGGUGCUAGAUGAGAAUUUUUCUGCAUUGGUGUUACAUCCACAGUUUCACGAGGAGCUGAGACAUAUUGCAGGAAUGGUUAGCUGUUUAACUGCUGAAGCCAAAUUUUGUUAUUUGAUGGCUGAUGUAGUGGACAAACUAAAGAUCGAGGUAAAAGGAGGAAAUAAUUGAGUUCUUUUCAAAAAUUCAUUAUUGCUUUUGAUAUGUUUAGCUUUUCUGGUAAUGAUGGGUUUCUGUAUGAACUUAUGAUCAAUACCAAACCCAUCUCAAUGAUUGUAUCCUCUUCGCUCACGCCUUCAAGGACAGAGACCAGACUUCCCGUCCUAAUUGUCCAAGGUUUAUGUAUUAUGUGGAAAAGGAUCGUGACUGCAAUUCAUUUAGAGUUUCAUAUUUUCUCACAAUCUAAUUUUGAUAUCUAGGACAAAACUUUUUAUUUAUUUUUGGAUUAUAUGUCUAAAUUGAUAUAGAAUUGAAAACUAUGGUCGAUUAGUUUUAUAUUUCUCAA